CUUUGUACAAGUACUCUCUGUCAUCCUGCUCUUUUAAAGAGGGAUGUCUAUGGUCAGAAACUACGCUUAUGGCUACAGCUAUUCCCUCAAGAAACAAACACCCGUCUCAUACGGACAACGGUGGUAAAAAGUCUCUGUUUCUUCGACUACCUCUAGCAGACUGUGUAACGUGGUUCAUUUGAAACUGCUCGUAAGAACAGCGUCGUCAUAAAUCUUUUAUGAAGAACCAACUGUAAGCGCUCUUCCUGCUGUUGGCAGGUAAAUGCAAUAUGUAUUGAUUCAGCUGUAAUCUCAUUAAGAAUGAUCAUGCCUGACGCAGUCUCACGUUAGGUUGUGCCUUUGAUACAAAUAGACAAGAUAGGUAAACAGUCCCAAAUAGGGUUAUCUUACUUGACAUAUUUCUCAUUGACUGGAUAUUGUAGAAAGUCAUGGACGUUAACUGGCACGUGAAAGACAUGGCUUAAUUUCUUAGCAAAAUAUUCGUUAUAUCAUUUCACUUAAAAUGUGUUGGUGAAUGGUUUGUUUCCACAUGACGUCCGACAAACGUUUGUAAUUAGGAUACUGAUUUAAUGUAAUAGAAAAUAAUUAUGUAAUUUGUAUCUACCCAUUGUGAAAACUGAGUCUAACCCUAUCAUACGGCUACGGCUAAGCUAAGUAAUAUUUCAAGAAAUGAAUCAGCGCUGCAAGAGUUAACUGAUAUAAAGUGGGCUGAGCUUAGGCCAUUUGAUUGGCAUGUCUUUCUCUGUUGCUCACAAUAGAAAAGGGAGUGUUUUCCUUGGGUGGGUGGUGUGAUAUGUAAAGAGAGGGUGUGCUUUAGAUCCAUAUGAGCAAAUGAGUUGCCUUCUUGGGGCUCAGAUCUUCCGACUCAAGGGUGACGUCGUAGGCUUACAGGUGCAGAGGGCGGGGUAGUGUCCGUAGACAGGGCGACAUCGCAGGGAACACAGAAGGCGAUUGAAAGAUGUGUGUGUGUGUGUGAUAGCGGUGCUGCAGGUACAGCGACAGGCAGCAGAUUGUGCUUUUCGUUCCAGCCCUGGAACAUCAAAACCCAGGUCCCGGAGAUACCCCUGUUCUCCUGCAAUGUCGGGCGGCGACGUUCAUGUGCUCCGCCAAGAAUCCGGGCAGGAGAGCCCGAGGAUGCCGGCCUGGAAAAGAGAGAUCCUCGAACGCAGAAAAGCAAAGGGCAGCGGGUCUGGGGCAGGUGGCGAGUCCUCUUCGAGCGCAGCUACAACUCGCGUUAAUGGCGAGGUAACAGGAAAUAGCGGAUCUAAAAAUAAGGACGAUGCCAGCAGCGCUAAUCCUAACGGGAACUAUACCAUCACCCCUGCCAGUCAGGUUUUCGUUAGCAAGCGUGGCAGCGGCACCCCCAAAUCCCCGGAGCUCUCACCGGUGAAAACAAAAGAUCUGUGGACGGCCAUAGAAUCCUACGACCCGACAUCUGCGGAGAGUAAGGUAAGGGACAACGGAACUCAAGAGAGCCUAGUGUUACAAGAGAGUUUGGGUCCGUUACAGGAGAACCCUUUUAUUAAAUUGGAGAAGGAGCGAAAGAGGCGACUGGAUCGGGAGAACUCCUCACGUCCCGUGCAACACAUAUUGGAACUGUAUGGCAGUGUUCCUGGAAUUCGGACUAUUCGUGCAGAGAACAUCAUCAUUAUCGAAUCCGAUCCAGAUUACUUUCCGGGGGAAAGCGGCAUUAAACAUGCAUCUAAACUGCAGCAGAACGGUGUAGGUGGCUAUAGCUCUCUUAACGAUCUAUUAGAACUGAGAGGUAGUCCGAUUACUGAGAUACGUGCAAACGAGGUAGUUAUUUACGAUUCCGCACUCAGUAAAAGCGAGGAGAAUUUAAGCACUGUGGGUUAUGCUGGUUCGGAACUGGUCGACCUUUCCGACGGUCAGGGCAGGGUGAGUCGCAUGCUGCAGAAAUUCGACCGUAACUACGGUAGACUGCAACAUAAGUCGCGCAGCACUGAGAACCUCCUAGACUUAGAUUCCACUUCCGUGAGGGCAAGAGCCCGACCCUCACUAAAGCCACAUCUGGUGCCAAAGCCAACAACCUCCCCGCUGCCGGACUCGCCAGUGCCGUCCAGCCCACCGUUUUCUCAGUCUUCCAUAACGAAAGCACAGCCUCCUCUGUCUGAUGUAGAAAGCCCUCCUGCCUCCCCGCAGCCCGCGUCUGCUCUCCUCCGGAGCUUGGAGGGCAGCCGUGGUGGUCGCCGAAUCACCAUAAAUCCGAAAGAUGAGGCAGAGAAGGUUGGGUCUUCCAAACCCAUCCGUGAGCGAGAAUGGGGCACCACGGAUGGGACCUCCAAGCCUCCCAAGGUGCCAUGCUCUCCAGAGAGACACCAUGCACGUGCCGACUUCCCCUCAGACAGACCCCUCUCCCCACCAGGCUCGCCCACUUUCGAGAUCCGCCCGUCUCCCAGGCCGGACCUCUCCCUGGUCCCGACCGGCGACAUCCAAGCCCGCGCUCUUGCCAACCUGCGCCUGCAGUCCCGCAACUCCUUCACAGUAAUCCCUAAGACGCGCCGUGGCUCCUCCACCUCCUCGCCGGGCAGCACCACGCCCUCCAGCCCGGUCUUGUCACCCCAGUCCCAGCGGCCGUCGGAGCCUGUCUCCCCUCCCUAUCUGACCUCUCCCCCAGCAGUGCCAACCACUCCAGUCAUGCCGCCCCCGACGCCACCCGUCUCAAAGAAGCUGGACGUCGAGAGGGCGCCCAGGCCAGCCAAAAUUGAGCCGCCACUUGCUCAGCCUGUACCCAGCAGCCUGCCUCAUGUCUCCCCUGCUCCCCUCUCGCCCAAGACAAAACCCACAGUGCAGCCGCCCCCUCCGCCCCCUGUCAGAGAGGAGCCACCGCCUGCUGAGAAGCUUCCUGUCACCAACAUUGACGAUGUGGAGGUGGAGGCCACAGCAUCCGCACGAGCACCUGUUCCUGCUCAGCCCACCAGCCCUGUGGUGCAGAGGCACAAGGGGUCCCACACCUUCACGGUGGUGCCCAAACGCAAGCAGGAGCCACAGCCGGCCUCGCCUGAUCCCCAGGAUUCUGCCGCAGGGUCACCUGUGGCGGGCGCAGGGGCCUCACAGGCCCCCUACGCUCAGCUGGGCAGCCUGCUGAAAAAGCGCUACCCGGCGGUGGAUGAGAUCGAGGUGAUUGGUGGCUAUCUGUCAUUGGGCCGCUCCUGCUUAUCCAAAUCUGGAUCCACAGGCAAGAAGCUGAAGAUCUCCUUCCCCGAGUCCAGCCUGCAGAGCAUGUUCGAGUACCCGUCCGAGAGCAGCGUGUGGGGUAGUGAAGAUGAGGAGGAGGACGACGACGACGAGGAGGAGGAAGGGAAGCAGAGACAGCCAGAGGAGCGGGGCCUCCUUGAGCGUGUGCGGAUCCCACGGGCCAGCUUCAGCAGCUCCCCCACACACAACAGCACUGAUCUGUCCAACUACACUCCGAAGCACGCUGUGGAUUACAGUGCCUGGCAGGACCACAAGCUUGAUGACCAUGCCCAGUCUCAACGCACAGACACACCCCAAGAGGAGGUCAUGCUCACGCCGGCCGAUAGCUCCUCCCUCUCAGACUUCAGCAGCGAACCAGCGCUCUACUUUUGAACCUCCUUCUGGACCGCUACGGGACCAACCACUGCCUGCAAGCACCAGCCCAACAACACAUGAGUAUGCAUACGCACAUUUACACACACACACAUGCACGCACGGACACACAGGCACGCACACACACCAGUGGGACCAAAAAUAACAACCCAGCAGGACAUGAACUGUUGUUCCAGUUUAGACUUUCAUACCACACACUCACAAACACAUAUACACACAAUACACACAAAAAUGCAAAGACACUCACAAACAUACACACAUAUCUAUUGAUACACACACAAAUGAAAACAUACUUAUUCUUACACACACACACUGGAAGCAGCAGGACUGUCCCUGUCAUCAGAGACCCUUAUGCAGUUUAUCCGUCGAUCACUUCCAAGACUGACAAACUGUGACUGCCCUCCAGGAAACCGGUUCCAGGUUUGAGACCGCGCCUGAUUGUCAAAGUACCCGCCCCACUGACACGGUGGGCGUGUGACUCCUGCCUCUCGGCGUGGUGGCCAGGCGGAACCUACUAGCCUAGCGGCAUUAGCCUCUCUGCCUUUAAAGCUUGUCUCUCUCAUGUAUUAGCGCCCCCGUUGCAUGAGCGGGGGUGGCGGGGGUGGCGGUCGUCAAUCUCAUCACCUCAUGAAAAGUAAGUGACCAAAUUUCUUUUUUUUUUUUUUCCUGAAGAGCAAGAAGCCUUCUGUGCCCAUCCUCACUGCCUAUGAGACUCAAGGUGGGGUGGAGAGGGGAGGGGGGAGAGGGGAGGGUAGGGUGUUCAAGAAUGCACACCUACAAACUCUUCAGAGAUGAGUGGAGGUGGAGGAGGAAGAGGUAACGGAGGAGAGAACUUGAUAAACAAAAGAAAAGAAGAAAAGAAAAAAAAUCUAAAAAAAUGUCUGACUUUACUAGUGAAAGGGUGCCACAGUACCAUUUGUUUGUGAUGCUUAUUAUUAUUAUUAUUUGUAUUUGCAUGUGUAGAUUCCUCAUUGACUUGCCCCUCCAUCCCAUUCCACCCCCAACUCAUAAAAAAAUGAGUCCCGGUUGGAUGAUUGUGAAUGUCUUGUAGUUUUGUAUUUCAUGAUGGUUGUAAUGAAACUGUGUGAAAGAUUGCAGAGGAAUUUCUAGAAUAGUUUAUCUGUAGGGCCAAGAACCAACCAAGCGUCACUGAGGUCUCUGUUUAAUUUUGACACUCCUGUGUAACCAUCAAAUCAGAAUCAGACCAAAUCAGAAUGUCAUGCUGUAUCAGGAUGUAAGCUUCGAGUCUGCUUUAUAUCUAGAUGCCUUUAUGUGUUUACACUGCUCUAGGACAGCAAAAUUAACUUUUAUACAGUUUCAUUUGGAUUAAGAUUGCUUAGGGGAUACUCAUAUCUAAUAGUGACCUAUCAAAUCUUAAUCGUAAGCAUUUUCUCUCCUUGGCCCAGCAGAAGUAGAUACAUAUAGUCCAUGGCAGCCAUGUUUCAGUAUUUUUAAUAAGUCUUGGUCUUAACAGUUGUAAGUAAACAUUUGUCUGAACUGGUCAGUAUAGAAACACACGCCAGCUGAAAGGCAAAUAUUAUCCAUAUGGUUGAGCUCUAUGUGUAUGUGAGCCUUGUAUGUAUGUGUGGCGAGAGGCAAAGUACAUGAGGAAGUUGAACUGACUUUACAUUGCUGGGCUGUUAUGUCUUUUUCCCCCUUUUUUAUACACACAUUGCCAACUUACGUGUGUGUCUGUGUUUAUGAGUGUGUAUGUGGCUGGGUGGCCUCCACUAACUAAAACGAUUGGUUCUCCCUCAGCCAGUAUUGUUGUAUAGUUUCUAUAGCCCAGGAUAAUGGUGUUUUCAUGAUAGUAAUUUAUUACAUGGCUUUUUUUAAAUAAUUUUUUUUCUAUAAAGGGCUUGGUGAGAAGCCCUCGGGGACUGUGGCCACGGUGCCGGGGAGCUUUGUCUUGCUUCUUUCUUUUUUUUUAAACUGUACUUAGGUCAUGAUUUGACAUCAUGUAGGAAGAAAGGUAGGCAUGUGUACACAAAAGCGAUGGCUGGAGUCUCAAUUAUUGUCUUUGUUUUUACUUUACAUUUGCACUUGUCAUUUUACUUUCUUUAUUUUGCACUUCUUCAUAAAGAAAAAGCAACUGUACACAUACUGUAGAAAGACCUCAGUGACAUGGGUGAGUUUGAACGGUUUUCCCUUUUCGUACAAGAAAAUAGGGAGGCACUUUCUGACCCUUACGAAGAGUUCCAAAACAAAAAAAUUGCAUACUAUUAUUUAUACGGAACAUCUUUUCAUGCUAGUGAAAACAGAACCACUGAACAGAAGGCCUGAGACAGCACGUCGAGACAUCCCUGUUGUUGCAUACAAGCACUUGCCUUGUCUCUGCCAGUCUGCCUCUUGGGCAAAUAGUAUUCCAAUGGGGAUAUGUGACACUAGCAGGCUUGUGGAAUGGCCUGAACUGCCACGGAAAUCGAUAGGCUCUGGUGGCACGGAGGGAGAUAGAGAUGUCUAGUACCCCUUCUCGUCUUCUGUCUAAGUCUUCAAACUGUUAUUUCCUGAAGAAUCCGAACCACUCUUAUGUGUAGAUAAUGCUUAUCUAUAUAUUUCUUUUUUUGUCUGUUUGAAUUUAUGUAUAUGUCACUCCAGCUGCCGAUAAGAUUCAACUGUGCAAUUUGUAUUCAUCAAGGAUUUCAGCAGAAAAAAAAAAACUGUCAGAAAAAGGUAAAUAAACAAAAGAACAAAUGAAAAAA
Messenger RNA from Clupea harengus (Atlantic herring), 6293 nucleotides. It is a transcript of the gene tprn, whose product is annotated as taperin. Gene Ontology annotation, molecular function: phosphatase binding. The record is from RefSeq and is a predicted model, not a curated record. NCBI's taxonomy places the organism in Eukaryota, Metazoa, Chordata, Actinopteri, Clupeiformes, Clupeidae.